Messenger RNA from Peromyscus leucopus (white-footed mouse), 1133 nucleotides. RefSeq names its product membrane spanning 4-domains A3 (gene Ms4a3). Lineage: Eukaryota; Metazoa; Chordata; Mammalia; Rodentia; Cricetidae. The record is from RefSeq and is a predicted model, not a curated record. Gene Ontology annotation, cellular component: membrane.
UCUUUAUGGGUGAGCCUUGGGGAAGUGGAUGGGUCAUUGGUGCCCUCAAAUACGGCUAGGAUUAGCACACCUUCCAGGCAGCCAGCAGAAACACUUCCACUGGAUCUGCUGAGGUAUUGCACAAGGAAGAUAUUCGUUAAACCUGAGGAAGAAAAGACGACUGUUUUUUGGGGGACAGACUGAUUCCUCUUCUGUAACGAGAUGGACUUGCAAGGAAAGGAGUUUGUCAAAGCCUGAGGUCUCCAAGGACAGCCACAAGCAGCCCCAAAUGGCCUCCCAGGGAUUGGAUAAUGCAGGACUGGGAACCUCAGCAGGUCACGUGAACCAAGAGGAGACUGAUGGUUCUGGUUAUCAGCUCCUGGAUGGAUCACGUGAUGUUCAAAGAGGAGCACUGCAAGCCCUCGGGGCCAUCCAGAUCCUGAAUGGAAUACUGAUUCUGGCUCUGGGUGUAUUUUUGGGUUGUUUACAAUAUUUGUCUCACUACUUCAGGCAUUUUUUCUUCUUCACCUUCUACACAGGCUAUCCAUUCUGGGGUGCUGUGUUCUUUAUCAGCUCGGGAUCCUUGACCGUUGCAUCAGGGAGAAAACCCACAAGAAUGCUGAUGCAAAACAGUUUUGGGAUGAACAUUGCCAGUACUAUAAUUGCAUUUGUUGGGACUGCUUUCCUUUCUGUACAUUUGGCAAUCAAUACCCAGGCUUUCAAGAGUUGCCAGUCUUCACAGUCACCUGACUUAUGCAUUUACCUGGGUUCCACAUCAAAUGGCCUUGUGUCUCUAAUGUUGAUCUUCACCCUGCUGGAGCUGGCCAUCACCAUUUCCAUCUCAACCAUAUGGUGCCUAGGAAAUGUUUGUGGUUCAAGAGAGGCAAUUUCUUCACCUCCUAAUUCUGUGGAAUCAGGAAUACCCCCUGAUAGAAGUGAUUCUGAGAACCUGAACACUCAGCCUCAACUCACCACACAGUGAGAACUUCACUUGAGAACUCAGGCGAGAAUGAAUAGAUGGAAUGCAACCCUUCUGUCAUGGCACUAUCCUUGAGAAAGCUGGACAUCUGUCCCAACCCUUCUCCCUUCCCUGUUAACUCACUAGCAUGUUCUAGAUCUAGAUGAAUAAAUAUAUUUCCUUAGACAUUCCUGGA